Paramecium sonneborni is the source of this 1828-nucleotide messenger RNA. The record is from the annotation of a GenBank genome assembly. Lineage: Eukaryota; Ciliophora; Oligohymenophorea; Peniculida; Parameciidae.
AUGAUAAAAAAUAGAUUACUUUAAAGAAGUUCUUCAAAGUUAACUUAGUCUUAAACAUCCUUAAUGAACCAAUCAAUGACUAUGUAUUAAAUAAAUCAAUAUUUAUAGAGUAAAUAGUCUUAGAAAAUAAUCAUCGAUACUUUCUUUAGAUAAGUAAACUGAAGAUAAUGGAACUUCAAAACUAAUGAAAAAGAUUUCUAUGAAAUAGACUCAUGGAAGUAUGGAUGAUAUUUCAAGAUUGCUGCCUUUAAAUGAUAAUCUAAUAAAUGUUUAUAAUGAUUUUGAAGAUAAUUUUAGAGUUGUUAGAGAAUCAAACAAAUUCAAAUAUGAAGUAUCUUAAACAAGUAAAUAAGAAAUAAUCUAAAUUAAUAAUUCUCAUAUCUUAAAAACUGCAGAUGGUUUACAUUUGUGCGAUUUAAAUCCUGAAAAACUAAAUCGAAUAUAAAUUUAUAGAUUUAAGUUUUAUUAUUUUAGAGCUAGAGUGAAAAAUAAACUCAACCCCUUAUAAAUUUAUUUUACAUUACCUGAUAAAACAUAGAAUUACAUUUAUAAAGUGUUUUUAUCAACAAGUGUUGAAUUUCCAACAAAAUUUAAUUGUGAACAAUCUACAUCUAGUAGAUCUAUAAAAAUUAAAACUAAAUCAGGAACUAAAUUUUUUAUUGAAGACUAUCUAUAUAUGACUUUUUAUGCUGAAUCAGAUUUCGUUAUAAGUAUUCAUUUAGUAUUUGGAGAAUUUCAUAAUUCAUUUUUAAGUGCUAAAUAAUAGGAGCCUUAAAAAUAUUUUAAAUAUUGGGAUGAUGAUAAAAAAAAUAUAUCGCCAAAAAAAGAUAAAAUUCUGUAAAACUUAGAUCAAUCUCGAUUUAAAAGUACUUAAAAGCUAAAAGAAUUUUUAAAAGGAGCAGGUAAUAUAUAAAUAAUUUAUUUUAUUUAGAGGUAAGUGCAAAAAAGAUAAUUUCAGUUGUUUAAAGAGGAAAAUUAAUUGAAAAAGAAAAAUAAGAAGAAAGAAGUAUUAAAAUGUUAGUAAAAUCAUAAAUUUAAGAAUUUCGAAAAGUUGAAAAAAGUAUAUUAUAAUAAAAAUUCGAGAGAUAAAAUUAAUGUGAAUAUUGGGAAUAAAUAAUUUCUUUAAUGAUACUGAAUAGAUAGCUGUACAAUAUUCUAAAUGUAAAAAGUAGUAAAUAUUUAGGAAAUGAAAAGAAGACUAAGAAUAUAAGCAAAAGCUAAAUUAAUAGUUUUAAGAAUAAGAACUAAGUUGUUUAUAGAAGUAUAAUAAUAUGGAUAGAAUCCUUUUGAUAGAUGUAGCAAUAAAUGUUUAAUUUUGUUAAAGAUGAUAAGUGGACAGUUAUAAAGUCAUUCUAAAAUACGAGCAUAAAAAAUAGUAACUAAUUUCAUGAAAAAGACACUUUUAUUUUAAACAGCUUUAAUAGCUCAUCAUAAAAUGGUCUCUAAAUGUAUAAUAUUUUAUAAUGUAGUAAGAAUGAUUGUUAAAGCAUUUAAAGCUAAAAAAUUUUAGAAACGUGCAUUUAAAGAUAGAUUUUGGAGAUUAAUAAAAAGUUAUUUUGGUCAAAGCAAUGGGCCUUAAUUAUUUGCUACUUCUUAAAUAAAAACAAUACAAAUAGAUAAACCACUUAUGUCAAAAAUGAUAGAAUAAUAUAUACAAAAUAGAAAAUAAUAAUGGUGUUAAUAAAAUAAAUAAAAUAAAAACUAUGAUAAAUAAGACAAUAAUAAGCAAGACAAUAAUAUAUAGUAAAUAUAAAUAUUUUAAUUGCCAAAUGACAGAGAAUUACAAAAAUUAAUGAAGGAUUAUUAAAUUUAAAAAAAGUUCAACUGA